Sander lucioperca (pikeperch) is the source of this 2035-nucleotide messenger RNA. RefSeq names its product Rab interacting lysosomal protein. The transcript is spliced from 8 exons. NCBI's taxonomy places the organism in Eukaryota, Metazoa, Chordata, Actinopteri, Perciformes, Percidae. Gene Ontology annotation, molecular function: protein dimerization activity. The record is from RefSeq and is a predicted model, not a curated record. Gene Ontology annotation, cellular component: ciliary basal body; cytoplasm. The coding region runs from base 276 to 1571 and encodes 431 amino acids. Gene Ontology annotation, biological process: cilium assembly.
GAUGUUCUUGUAUUUUUUUUUUGGUAGACUGUUAUUGAAACAUUGAAAAUGCAUGACGUGUUGUUGGAAGAGGAGCACAUUAAGUUCAGGCGUGUCUGUUGCGUGGGCUCAACAUUAACAAUGUGCGCACUUUAAGCUUCACACCUGUAUGAUUCGUCACUUUCACAUUUCUAAUCGCUUUUAUUUUACGGCUGGCUGUCAUGUCGCGCUGACGAGCCACUGUCGGUUUCGAUAGCAGAUAAAGAGCAUGUGAAGUGAGCUGUUCGGACUCAGACAUGGAGGCACCUGAAGCACACUCGGAGACCAGAAACACAGAGGGCUGUUUUCACAGGACCUUCUCAGCUCUAACUGUGGAUGAUGUGUAUGAAAUAGCUAAACUGAUCGGCACCGAGGUGGAGAAACUUAUCGAUGGCUGUGGCAAAGAGAGCGUCGUGGGUCUGGUGCCAAAAAUAGUGAAAGUAUUGGAGCUGCUGGAGAGCUUCGCGUCGAGGAACCAUGCUCACAAACUAAAGGAAGAGGAACUGCUCAAGACCUUCGAGACGAUACAGCUGCAACAGCAGAAGAAACGCGUGGGGAAAGAAAGCGACGAGGGCAACGAUAAAAAUGAAAUACGGCAGGAGCUGCAGCAGAAGGAGCAGCAGUGGAGGAGGAGGUGUGAGGAGCUGCAGGCACACGUACAGCAGCUCCAGGAGGACAGGGAGGAGCUGCAGAGCAGGCUGAAGGGCAGCCAUGCACAGGAAGACCGUGUCCAGCGGCAGGAGCGAGAGGUGAUGCUGAAGCUGAAGGAGGUGGUGGACAAGCAGAGAGAUGAGCUGAGGGCUAAAGUCCAGGAGAUAACCACCAUUUCCAAAGAGGCAGAGGCGCUCCAGGAGCAGUUGGAGCGCUUUAUGAAGAUGAAUGCGGAGCUGCGACACAAGCAGAACGUGCUGCAGGCCCAGCUGAAGAGCACCGUGGAGAGGAAGGCCGACAUGGAGGCCGACCUGAAGGAGAAAAGCAAAGAGAUAGAAAACCUCCAAACACAGCUGGACAAAACCAACAGCAACGGACCUCUCAGUCCAAGUCAAACAGCUUGUGAGUCCAAGAAAAAGGGGACAGUUGACCAGAAGGACCCUGAUCAGCCGUGCUUCACCAAGAAGGAGGUGCGGGACAUCAUUUUCGAGAGGAACGAGCUCAAAACCAACCUCUUCCUGGUGCAGGAGGAGCUCAGCUACUAUCAGAGGGAGAUCCUGAAUGAGGAGAGGUGUCCAGGUUUCUUAUUAGAAGCUGUCCGCUCUGCCAUCAAAAAAAAGAGAAAGCUUAUCAAGGCAAAGAUGCUCGGGAUUCCAGCAAACGAAUGCAGCAGCAGUGACGAGGAGGAGAGGAGUUCUCUGUUUGGGCAGACAGAAGUAGAUGGCACUGAAGUUGACGGUACUACCAAACCAGCUGAGUCACGCAUUCGAAACCUCUUUGGCUUCCUGACGCGGUCGGGCAGCGGCCGGAGCCCCACCCACAUCAGCAACUCCGCCUCCAGCUGGGAGAUCAUCGGAGACUCAGAGGCCGCUGAUGAGACGGGGCAGCGACCGUCCCCCUGAGCCUGGUACUGACCACAGAGUCCACACUGUGAGACACCCUUCUUCCCUCAGUCACAAGUUCUUCCUCAGCUUGUAACAGAAAAAGUGGUUUUGGCUCAGGAAAAAUAUUACGAGGACAUUUGAACGCAGCACUUCCAAAAUCACAAUGUAAGUGUGAGGAAAGAGAGCAUGUGAAAGUUUUUAAACAAACUUUUUUUUUUUUGCUUUAUUUCAAUCACAAAUACUUUCAUUUCCCUUUUUGUUAAUUUCUCCAUGGCCUAUGUCCCCUUAUUCUAGUAUAUACAGUAUAUAUGGUACAAUGUAUUGCAGUAUUAAGAGGGAUAGUUUCAACUCACCAAAAAAAAAAAGAUACUUCCUUUUGUAUGAUUUAAGUUUUAAUACAACAAUCAUGUUAUCCUUCAUUGUGAGGAAAGUGAAAAAACUGGGUUAUUACGCCUAGAUAUUUAUAUAGUACCUCAAACUUU